CGCCGCUCCGCGCCGAGCCCCCGCCCGCCUCAGAUGUGCAGAGCCGCCUGUCCUGAGCCCCGCAGCAGACACUGCCCCCGGCCCCGAGCGGCGCACACCCGCACCCAACCACCCACCCACAGUUCCUGGAGACGGAAACCUUUCUUACUUUUCGGGCAGUUGGAGUUGGAGGAGAAACUAACAAGUGUCGUGAAGAAAGAAGAAGAAGAAGAAGAAGAAGACGCGCUGGAGCCCAUCAGGGACUGUCUGCCUGUCGCCGUGGACGCGUGGCUGUUUGUUUCGCUCAGCGUCGUGGCCGCCCGAUUCGCCCGCCGCACCGGCCCCACAGAUAAUUAAUCAUUCACAGACAGAGAGGAAAGGAAUGGGAUAUGACUCCAGGCGAUAAGGUGGAGGAAGACUUCAGCUCCACAAAGAACAUAGAUGAAUAUUUGCCAUGCUACAUGGGAAGGCUGUGAGCUCCACCCUGCUCUUGCUCCUCAUCCCCGCCAUCUUCGUUUCCGCCCGCGGCCGCGCCUACCACUGUUUCUCCCGCAAUGACACUGAAUUCCAGCACCUGGUGCUCCACCCGGACCCCACUGUGGGCACGGUGUACGUGGGCGCCAGGGACCACCUCUUCCAGCUGGACGGAUCAGACGGACUGCGGCUGGAACAGGAGGAGACGACCGGCCCCGUCAGCGACAGCAAAGACUGCCUUCCCCCGGUCACCAAGUUCAACUGUCCCCAGGCCCGGAGGACCAGUAAUCACAACAAACUACUACUGGUGGAUCCGACGGCGUCGGAGCUGAUCACCUGCGGCAGCGUCCACCAGGGCACCUGCCAGAAACGCAGCCUGUCGUCGAUCAAAGAUGUGCUCUUCUCCACUGAGAGGCCCGUGGACACGCAGUAUGUCGCGGCCAAUGACCCAUCAGUGUCCACCGUAGGGCUGGUGGUGGGGCCUCGAGGCGGGGAAAGGACAGUGAUGUAUGUGGGUAGGGGCUACACCGCCAGCCACCCACCCAUCUCUACCCGCCACCUUUCAUCACCACCCAUCUUUUCCUACGAGGAGACGGCGAAGCUGGCCGUCGCCGGGCGCCUGUCGGAGUACGACCACCAUUUUGUCACGGCGUUCACGCGGCGCGCCUACGUGUACUUCUUGUUUUACCGGCGUGACAUCAAGUCGCCGUCGAGGGAGUACCGCACCUAUGCCGCCCGAGUGUGCCUCGACGACACCUCCUACUACUCGUAUGUGGAGGUUCCUCUUGUCUGCCGAUCCCCAACUUCUCCCGCAAGGAUGUACAACCUGCUCCUGGCAGCCCAGGUGGGACAAGGUGCAGGCCAGCAAGGCGAGGAUCUGCUGGGAGUCUUCUCCGCCCACAGCAGCUCCACAAACAACAGUCCUACUGACGCCUCGGCCCUUUGCGUUUACCCCCUCGAUGAGCUCGACCGGCACAUCGACUCCACCCGCGACCUCUGCUACACGCAGGACGGGCGGGUGGAGGGCAGAGGAGAGGUGGCCUACAUAGAGUAUGAGGUCAAGUCCAGCUGCGCAAACCUGCCCGUGAAUACCCUGAAGGCGUAUCCCUGUGGCUCUGACCACACCCCUAGUCCGAUGGCGAGCCGGGCACCGCUGGAAGCAAAAACCGUAUGGCACACGUCCGCCGCCCGUCUCACCGCCGUGGCCGUCAGUGUCAGAGACGGACACAGCAUCGCCUUCCUGGGAGACUCCCAAGGGACUCUGUACAAGGUAUACCUUGGCCGAGAUGGCACCGUGGAGGUAUAUGAAAACACAACGGUUCAUCCCAACUCGCCCAUCAACAGUGACCUUUUGUUGGAUCUGAAUGGAGCCCACAUCUACAUCAUGACCAAAACUCGUGUCGAGAAGCGUCCGGUGGCAGAAUGUGGAAAUCACCUGGACUGUCAGUCCUGUCUGUCCGCCAGAGAUCCCUACUGUGGCUGGUGUGUGUUGGAGGGAAGGUGUGGCCAGCGAUGGGAGUGCCAACGAGGGUCUCUGCAGGGCCAGUGGCUGUGGAGUUUCAACCAGGCGCAGCAGUGUCUCAGCAUUCAGCACCUCAGCUUCUACAACAUCAGCCGCGGGGAGAAAACUGAUAUUACAGUGUCAGUAGAGGGCCUCCCCAGUCUAGGAGAAGCAGAGUCCUACUCUUGCUUCUUCCAGGACACAGAAAGUCCUGCGUCACUCACCAACACUGGUGUAACAUGCUCCACCCCUGACGCCAGCAGCCUCCCCACCAUCGGUCACGGAGAUGAAUUUGUGAUGGUGACCCUGUCGCUGCGUUUCACAAAUGUGACGGUAGCAGAGACAGAAUUCACCUUCUACAACUGCAGCUUGGUCCAGGAGCUGUCUGGACGCAGGCCAUGCCAAGGGUGUGUCAGCAGUCGCUGGGGCUGUAACUGGUGCAUCCACCAGCAUGUCUGCACACACGAACACACCUGCAGACACGGAGUCACUGUCUACAACCGAAACUUCAAACCGCCAACACCCACCAUCCCCCCACCCACCAGAAAACAGACCCCUUUACCCCCUACUGUCCUGGCUGCUACAACUACAACACCACCACCAACAACACCACCACCACCAACAACAACAACAACACCACCACCACCUACAACACCAUCAACCACAGCAACAACAACAACAACAACAACAACAACAACAACAAAGCCGACCCCCACAGAGAUACCUACCCCAACCACAGCAGCUGCCCUUUCAACUGCCACCACAGUGAUACCACCCACCAGCCCUGAUGCUGAAUACACGUCGACCGUUACCCUGGCCACAACUUCCCCCUUUGUCAGCACCCAGGUCACCGCCGUCCACACCGAUGUCACGACCGCAAACGCGUCCCUUUCUGAUGUGGAGACAGCGACAGAUGGAAUCGGCGCCACCACAAGAGGCUUUUCAGAGGAUGCCGGCACUCGCACCUCAAAUAUCACUGUCGAAUAUCUCCACACUACAUUACCCAGCAGCACUAGCGGCCAGGCAGACCCUGCCCUGAGAUUUUCAGAGAUGUCCGGUGAAGCGGUGGGAUCUUCCUCUGACGUGAGCUCGACCACCUCCAGCGAAGUGGCCCUUUUAAUGCACCUUCCUGUCGCCGACAGUAAUGACUCUAGAGAGGCCGACUCACCUGGGUGGUUGAAUGAGUGGGAGGGGCCAGAGGGAGAGACCGAGGUGGACCCUGCACUUGCAGUUGGUGCCAGCGAGCGCUCAGACAUCUACACUCAAUCGCCUAGAACAGUCGUUGAUCUCUACCCAGAACUGGCGACACACUACCAAUCAGAUUCGUCGACCGAUUCUUAUUUUCCGGACUGUCCAUGUGUGGAGAAAGUCCAGGGGUCCUCCCUCCUCCCGGUCAGCGUGGAGAGGAAAAUCACUCUGGUGGGGCAACAUCUGAACCUGUUUCAGGACAAGGACUUGGACUACGAGUGUGUGUUGGACAUUGAGAACCACUCGGUGGUGGUGGACGCCUCUGUGGAGCCGGAUGCCACCCAGCCAUCAGUCUUCUUUAUCACCUGCCAAACGCACCAGUAUGCCUACUCUGUCUUGUUGGAGGAAUACCCAGCCAUGAUCAACGUGAGGAGAAAGAACAACUUCCUUAUCGACAGCGCUGAGGAUCUGUACGUCACUCUGUUCAACUGCUCAGUGGGGCGGUCGGACUGCAGCCGAUGUCGCACUGCUGAGCCUCGGUACGGCUGCGUUUGGUGCGGCGGUGCUGCCACCUCCCGCUGCGUCUACCAGGACUCCUGCACCGGCCAGAUCGAACACACCUGCCCUGCACCAGUCAUUCACUUCUUGGACCCGGUGUCUGGUCCUGUGGAAGGAGGCACAGUCGUGACUAUCUCCGGCUCGAACCUCGGCCAGAGAGCUGAAGACAUCCAGAGCUCAGUCACUGUGGCCGGGGUGCCCUGCAGCGUCAUCCACAGCCGAUACGAGGUCUCCUCCAGGAUUGUGUGUGAGACCACAAGGAGCGUGGGAGAGAAGAGCGGCCAGGCCUCGGUCAAAGUGAGGGGAGGAGGUCUCGGACUGUCGGCUCAGACCUUCAGCUUCCAGGACCCCGUACUGAGCAGCAUCUUCCCCCAGAGGGGGCCCAAGGCCGGGGGCUCGUCUCUCACCAUCAGGGGCCGGAGGCUGAGGACCGGACACCCGAGCGAGGUCAGCGUCCUGAUUGGAGGAGUGCCCUGCAUGGUGCUCAACAUCCUUGAGGAUCAAAUCCACUGUGUAAGUAAAGGCACCAACCGAACAGGAGAACACAGCAUCAGUGUGCGGUUCGGUGGGGCGGAGCGCCACCUGCAGGGUUCCGUGUAUCAUUACACCCCCAACCCCAACAUCACAAUGGCGACGCCGUCCAAAAGCUUCCUCAGUGGAGGCCGGAUCAUCAGAGUCUCCGGUCAGAACCUGGAUGUGGUCCAAGAACCAAAGAUGCGGGUCACCCUCAGCCCCCCUGAUACGCUCCCUCCCAGGAGGAGAAGGAGCAGCGUCAACAGGAGGCACGAAGGAAGAAGAGAUCACCAGGGUCCCGCGAAGAGAUGGAGGAGGAUCGUGCCAGACACCAACUGUCCUCAUGGGGCACUCUGUCAUGUCAAACAGUACGAGUCCCGCUGCACAGUGAACAGCUCCUCCCUCAUCUUGUGUCGGACACCGGCGGUGGGGCCGGUGGCCAGGAGCGCCAGGGUCAAAGUACACUUCCUGCUGGACAGCCUCCAUUUUGACUUCAGUGCCGUGGGAAAAGGCGCCUUCAGCUACGAGGCCAACCCGCAGCUCUACACGCUGAACCAGAACGACCCCAGCAAACCGUACCACCACAAGCCCGGCAGCGUCAUCUCUGUGGAGGGAGAGAACCUGGAUCUGGCCAUCCACAAGCAUGAGGUGGAGGCCCGGAUCGGGGAGGGCGUGUGUGCGGUGAAAACCUUGACCCACAACCACCUGUACUGCGAACCGCCAGCUCAGCAACCCUCGGUGGCAGCCGGCAAGAAGCAGGACGGCAUGGACAGUCUGCCCGAGUUCACCGUGAAAAUGGGGAACCUGAACUUCUCCCUGGGCAGAGUGCAGUACGACAGCCAGGCCCAGUCCACGUUUCCUCUGGAAGCGCAGGUGGGAGUCGGGGUGGGAGCCUCCAUCGUGGCGCUCAUUGUGCUCAUCAUAGUGCUCAUAUACAGGAGAAAGAGCAAACAGGCAAUGAGGGACUAUAAGAAGGUGCAGAUUCAGCUGGAGAACCUGGAGACCAGUGUGAGAGACCGCUGUAAGAAGGAGUUCACAGACCUGAUGACGGAGAUGAUGGACAUGUCCAGUGACCUGGUGGGCUCCGGGAUUCCCUUCCUGGAUUACCGGGCGUACGCCGAGCGCAUUUUCUUCCCGGGUCACCAGGAGUCGCCGCUGAGGCGAGAUCUGGACGUUCCCGAGAGUCGGAGGCAGACGGUGGAGCAGGGGCUGGUUCAGCUGUCCAACCUGCUCAACAGUAAACUGUUUCUCACCAAGUUCAUUCACACUCUGGAGGUGCAGCGGACGUUCUCCCCCAGGGACCGGGCUUACGUGGCCUCUCUGCUGACUGUGGCGCUGCAUGGUAAACUGGAGUACUUCACAGACAUCCUGAAGACGCUGCUCAACGAUCUGGUGGAGCAGUACGUGGCCAAGAACCCCAAACUGAUGCUCCGGAGAACCGAGUCUGUGGUGGAGAAGCUACUCACAAACUGGAUGUCCAUCUGUCUCUUCACCUUUCUGAGGGAAUCAGCGGGGGAGUCGUUCUACAUGCUGUUCAGGGCGAUAAAGCACCAGGUGGACAAGGGACCCGUGGACGCGGUGACGGGAAAAGCCAAGUACACACUGAACGACAACCGGCUGCUACGGGAGGACGUGGAGUACCGCACACUGACGCUCAAUGUUGUGAUGCCAGCCGGGGCGGCCGGUGGAGGCACCACUGCGCAGACGGUACCUGCCAAGGUCCUGGACUGUGACACCAUCACCCAGGUGAAGGAGAAGCUCCUGGAGCAAACCUGGAAGGGAACCUCCUUCUCCCAGAGGCCACACGUUGACUCGCUGCAUCUCGAGUGGCGUUCAGGUGUUGCAGGUCACCUAAUCCUAUCGGAUGAGGACCUGACAUCCGUAGUGCAAGGCUUGUGGAAGCGCCUUAACACACUGCAACACUACAAGGUCCCUGAUGGAGCGACGGUCGCCCUCGUCGCCAGGAACACCAAACAUCUCCUCCAUGACAGCCAUGAUUACAUGCCUGGAGAAAAGACCCCCAUGCUGGAUGACGGGGAGGAGGGGGGCGUGAGGCUCUGGCAUCUGGUGAAGGCCAGCGAGGAGUCGGAGCUGCCCAAGCACAGGAGGGGUAGCGUGAGGGAGAGGGGUGGGGAGAGAGCCAAGGCUAUCCCCGAGAUCUACCUCACCCGACUGCUCUCCAUGAAGGGCACGCUGCAGAAGUUUGUGGACGAUCUAUUCACUGCGAUCCUCAGCACCAGUCGCCCUGUACCUCUGGCCGUCAAGUACUUUUUCGACUUGCUGGAUGAGCAGGCGCUGCAGCACAACAUCACGGACCCCGAGACCAUCCACAUCUGGAAGACCAACAGUUUACCACUGCGCUUCUGGAUCAAUAUCCUGAAGAACCCACAGUUCAUCUUCGACGUGCAGACCUCGGACCAUGUGGAUGCCGUGCUGUCCGUCAUCGCCCAAACCUUCAUGGAUUCUUGCACCAUCGCCGACCACAAACUGGGACGGGACUCCCCCAUCAACAAGUUGCUGUAUGCCAGAGACAUCCCGCGCUACAAGCAGAUGGUGGAGAGGUAUUACGCAGACAUCCGUCAGACCAUCUCUGCAAGUGACCAGGAGAUGAACUCGGCUCUGGCAGAACUCUCCCAUAAUUACGCUGCUGAGGUCAACUGCCUUGUGGCUCUACACGAGCUGUACAAGUACAUCAACAAAUACUAUGAUCAAAUCAUCACAGCUCUGGAAGAGGACGCCACCGCUCAGAAGAUGCAGCUCGGCUACAGGCUCCAGCAGAUCGCCGCUGCUGUAGAAAACAAAGUCACCGACCUAUGACCCAGAGGACACGCUGGAUCUCUCCUCUAACCUCGAAGAGACGGCAACAUUGGCGAAAUUGGUUUCUUUUCUCUCUUUUUCACGAGGAGGUACAAAGGAACAGCUUGCUGUCAUUUGACAGACUCAAUUUUUUGUGAAGUGAGCAACAAUCUCAAGAGGAUCACUGACACUGACCAUGUUUCCUGACUCCCGACACAUUUCCUUACCACACUGCUCCGAGCAGAAAACAGGAGAAAAUGUGAAAUGAGUCUCACGAAGCUGCGACGCCUCUCCUCCCGAGGAUUUCCCACCAUUGAGGGAGAGACGUAAUACGAACAGAGAUCAGUGCUGACUCUUUGUAUCAUGUUGAACAUUCCUGCAGGCUUUUACAGGCUCGUCAGUCUCGUGCUGAGGUGAUGGAUGCUGGGGGGGGUGUGUGUGUGUGUGUGUGUGUGUGUGUGUGUGUGUGUGUGUGUGUGUGUGUGUGUGUAUGUGUGUGUGUGUGUGUGUGUGGGCCGGGCCGAUGAGGGAAAAGGGAAAAGGAGGAUUUGAAACUCUUAACGUCAGCUGUGUGUGUUCCAAAAGUCUUACGCAAAGGACAAAACAGAUAACGACACGGUCGAGGAGCCUUUUUUUGAAAUUCUGCUUUUAGCUUCGUCGAAUCAUUCUCCCAAGUCUUACUCUGACAGUUGUUGUUUUUUUUAAUCUUUCAUGCUUCACAUCCCUUCUUGUCCUUUGACUGUUUUUAACCGAUCCUGCACUCGCGUUUGAACAGAAAACCAGAGUUGAUUUUAUUUCGUUGAAAACCCGGCACACCGAUAAUCUCGUCUGGCUCUCUCCUCGACCUCCUGCUGUCGUGUACAGUAUCUUCUUCUUCUUUGGCAGAUGUCGAUGUACGUUUUUUGGUCAGGGUGCUUGAAGCUAACUCCGUCCUGAAGGAAACCACGAGAGUAAAAUCCUCCACACGAGUUUAACCAUAUAAAACCGAUCUCCACUAAACCAGUGAGAACCGACGGAUCCUAUCACCAGGGGAAAGGCCGAGCCUGACUUUUUAAGGAAACACACAUGCGCAAAUAAUGUUAAAUAAUGCACACGGGAAUCCAGGAAUAUGUAUCUGAUAAAGGAAUUCCACAUACAAUUUUUUUUUUAUCUUUCACCGCCACUCAGGGUUUAUUUCCUGUUUGCGUCAGACAUUUCCCUACUGCCGGAUUCUUUUUUUCUUCUAUGAAUCAUAAAUCCUGGGGUUACUGUGAAAAAGAAAUUGUGGAAUUAAACAACGUAAUGUUCAGUCAUUUCUUAUAUGUGCAUUUUUGUACAUGCAUUGAUUUCCAUUGCUUAGUCCAAUUUAUUUAUCUUAUUUAAGUCAGGUUUGAUCUUUCCGCGUUUCAUCCAAAAUAUGUUUUGCUUCUGUCUUUAAUAUACACGUUCCAUUUUUUGGAUUGACGAUUAUUUUUCACUACUCAACCGAGCUGUUGUCUCUUUUCCGUGGUAACUUGACGACACCGGAGUCCACGUUGCAGCUGAUUCAGCUCCACGUGUACAUGCCUGUACGUUUCGAACUUUGCCUUAUUGUUUUUCAAGGUGAAGGAAAUCGAGGAAACGGCGGUCGCAGCACAACUGCCUCCAGGUAUCUGGUUUUCACACCUGAAAGCCCACGGCCCGAUUUUAAGCUUUAAUUUGCAUUCGCGUUUUCGGUGUCGAUGCCAGAUAUUAGCGGUGCAAAGCUGCACCUCUUCACCCCACGCAAGACGGCAUCGCUCCUCUUCUUCAACGAGUCAAUGUGGCUGAUAAACAAAAGUGUUCCCAGUUUCUUUGUGAUGAAAGACUUUUCCCAGUUUUUUUUUCUUUUUUCUCCAAUUUAAUUUAUUGUUUAUUUAUUUUAUUGCACAUGUUGUUGGUCAUUAUUUUCAGACUUAGAAAAUAAUAAUAAUGCUUAUGUCCCUCCCAAUCAGAUGUUACGUUUUGAUUCUUUUUUUUCUUCUUUUGUUUUUUAAAAGCAAGAGUUAUUUUUGGACCUCAUGGUUUUUCCGUUUUUAUCUGCUGAUCAAGUCAAAGUCAAAUUCUGACACAGUUCCAAUCGCAUUUUAUAUGUUGCAUCCAUUUUAAGAAGCUGUAGAGAAAUAUGAUUUUAUAAUGUUGUACAUUAAAAAAAAAACUUAUUACCAUUCUUUGCCGUACACGUCAGUGGCUUACCUGUGUAUGCGCAGCUCAGUUCUGAUGUUUGACCAUUUCUCCGUGCUGUAGAUACAAACUGUUCUUAAGUAAUCCUGACUUUAGUGAGCUCUGACUAAUUGAUAGGACGAACCUAACAACAACUUAAUGUGAUGCAAUAAAGUGGUCCCAGUGUUA
Molecule: messenger RNA, 9358 nt
Organism: Scophthalmus maximus (turbot)
Lineage: Eukaryota; Metazoa; Chordata; Actinopteri; Pleuronectiformes; Scophthalmidae
Product: plexin-B1-like
Exons: 39
Coding region: 434-7030 (2198 amino acids)
Biological process (GO): regulation of GTPase activity; axon extension; semaphorin-plexin signaling pathway involved in axon guidance
Cellular component (GO): semaphorin receptor complex
Molecular function (GO): protein binding; semaphorin receptor activity
Source: RefSeq, a predicted model, not a curated record